Capsaspora owczarzaki ATCC 30864 is the source of this 525-nucleotide messenger RNA. RefSeq lists its product as hypothetical. Gene Ontology annotation, biological process: regulation of translational initiation; regulation of translational termination; poly(A)+ mRNA export from nucleus. The transcript has 2 exons. Lineage: Eukaryota; Filasterea; Ministeriida; Capsasporidae. Gene Ontology annotation, molecular function: phospholipid binding; translation initiation factor binding; inositol hexakisphosphate binding. Gene Ontology annotation, cellular component: nuclear pore; cytoplasm; nuclear pore cytoplasmic filaments. The coding region runs from base 1 to 525 and encodes 174 amino acids. The record is from RefSeq and is a predicted model, not a curated record.
AUGUCUCGCCAUCCCGAACUACACGAACUGCUCGUGGCAUCCAUGCAUGUGGCGUGUCCCAUGACUGUGCCGGUCGUUGUACCACGCUUGGCUGACAUGAGCGACGAAGACUAUCGAGUGGCACUCGGAUACAAGUCCGACGAAGAUGAGGGCAAGUACAUUGAGCGCAUGACUGGCAUUGUCACGUUUUACGCCGCCAUCGUCCAGGUCGACUCGCUGCCCGGCAUGAAAAAUCCAGUCGGCAUCGAUGUGGGCUGGCGAUGGGUGGCUCGCACUUUGAACAUGCGGCCACGCAAAGUGACCCCGUCCGUUUUGCUGGCGUUUUUGUCUGUUGCUGGACAUUCCCUUCACAAGACGUACAAGAAGCAGUUUGCAAAACUGCUGCAGUUUGUGGCCAGCGACUACUCUGCCCGCAUGCCUGAUGGCUGCGAGGGCGCCGUUGCUCGCCUUCGCGUCUUCCUUGACGGAGUGUUCAAGUCACGCAGUGUCCCAAUACCUGAGGGUCGCGAAUUGGCGACAUCGUAA